UAGAACUGUAUAGUAGCUUUGAACAGAACGCCGAAGAAAUGCGCUGUAUCUUAGCUUGUCUCGCCAGCAUUGUGGGCCUAGUGCUCGUUGCUGGACAAAUUUUGGAACCAGCACAGGAAGUGAAAUAUGCCGAUCAAGUAUUUUUGGAACGGCAGAAAUUUCUAUUCGAAAUAGUGCAUCGCAUUGAGAACCCGCUGUUGUUCGAAGAAUAUCUAAAAUACGCGAAGGAUUUCCAAUUCAAUAAAGCGGAUUAUACGCAAUAUGAUCACUAUAUGGAGUUAUUCGUGCGCGCCUACAAGGCAGACUACCUGCUACCGCGUGGUGAAUUCUUUGGCGUUUUGGUGAAAUCGCAUUUAACGCAAGUUUGGGGACUCUUCAAUCACUUCUACUACGCCAAGGACUUUGCGACAUUCCAGCGCAUUGUCAGCUGGGCGCGUGUGCACGUAAGCGAAGGCAUGUUCGUGUAUGCGCUCAACUUGGCCGUGGUACAUCGUGACGACUGCGCGGGUCUUAUUUUGCCAACGAUCUACGAGAUAUUGCCGCAGCACUUUUUCACCAGUAAACUAGUGUAUGAAGCGCAAAAAUUCGAUUUCGAUGUGUGGAACAAGCAGAUUAUGUACGAGAAGGAGUACAAGGACUUCCUGUAUCAGGAUAAUAAGGUGGCUUAUAAUGAUUACGCGCAUAUUUACACCAAAGAUUGGAAAACAUGGCAAUGGUGGAAGAUGAUGGGUUUGGCCGAGCAUUGGUAUGCGGUAGAUGGCGCGCAUGUGUUGAGUGGUGGUGAUAGCUUCGCUGCUGAUAUCUACAAGGAUACACACAUUUACUUUAUGCCCACCGAUUACACGCGCAAUGUCGACUACUAUAAUGAACAUGCCAAAUUAUCGUACUUCACCGAGGAUGUGGAGUGGAAUGCCUAUUGGUACUACGCGCAUCUGGAUUAUGCCUACUUCUUGAACAGCAGCCAAUAUGACUUUGCGUCGGAGCGACGCGGCGAAUAUUGGGCGCACAAUACACAAACAAUGUUGGCGCGUUACUAUUGGGAGCGUUUGACGCAGGAGCUCGGCGAAAUACCCGAAUAUUCGGCGGGUAGUGUUUACGAAACGGGCUAUCAAUCGCAAUUGCACAGUUACAACGGCAUAGCGUUCGGUUAUCGUGAGAACGACUACGAUAAUCAGCGUUAUACGAAUUUCGAUCAAUUCAAUCGUUUCAUGUUUUACUAUCGACGCGUGACGCUACUACUCGAACAGGGACACAUCACCACCAGCAAUGGUACGGUGAUUGAUUUGCGCAAACCCGAGUCAAUUGAGGUUAUGUCGAAUUUGUUGGAGGGUAAUGCUGAUCUCUUCGACUCUUACUUCCAAAAUUAUUGGCGUGUGCUAUCGCAUACGUAUUUUGCUGGCGCCGAUGCUGAUGCUGUGCAUGUGUUACCACAUAUUUUCAUUAAUUAUGAAACCAUGUACCGUGAUCCAUUCACCUACAGUUAUUACAAACGCUUCUAUCAGGUGUUGUUGAAAUUUAGUAACCUGCUACAGGCUUACACGAAAGCCGACAUGUUGCUGCCCGGCGUUAGCAUAACGGAUGUACAAGUGAGUGAGCUAUUGACCUACUUCGAUUACAGCGAUUUUGAUGUGAGCUCCUUGUUGAAUGACAAAAUGGUUUUCGUUGAUGGUGAAUAUGUUUGGAAUAAAAUGUUGUUGGCACGUCAACAGCGACUCAAUCACAAGCCCUUCACAUUGGAUUACAAAAUUGUCGCUGAUAAGCCGCAAAAGGUUGUCGUACGCGCCUUCCUCGGUCCCAAGUAUGACUCGAAUAGACGUGUGCUGUCUUUGGCGCAAAAUCGUGAGAAUUUCAUUGAAAUUGAUGAGUUCAUCUAUCAGCUUGCCGCUGGCGAGAACCAAAUUAAACGCAGCUCACGCGACUUCUACUGGACCAACGAUGAGCGCAGCACUUACACCGCGCUCUACAAGUCGGUUAUGCUCGCUAUUGAGGGUAAACAGCAAUUCGCUUUGAAUGCCACACAGCCGCACUGCGGCUUCCCCGAUCGUUUGCUGUUGCCGCAAGGUUGGUCGAAGGGUUUCCCCAUGCAGCUGUUCUUCUUUGUGGCGCCAUAUCAGGGCGCACAUGCUCACUUCCCCAGUCAGGAAUAUAAUUCUUUCAGCUGUGGCAUCGGCUCGGGUAAACGCUAUAUUGAUGAUAAGCCUUUUAACUAUCCUUUCGAUCGCCCGAUCGAUGAAGUUGAGUUCUUUGUGCCGAACAUGUUGUUGAAGAAUGUUAAGGUGUACCAUGAGGACAAGUUGGAGAAGUACCAAGAGCAUAAUUAUGCCAAUUACGGUAGCUUUGAUUAUUCGAAUUGAAUGAUUUAAUAUAAUAUGUAAAAUGUAGAGGAUUGAAGAAAUUUUGUUAAAAUAAAUAUAAUUUUUUCUUGUUUUUAAUA
Molecule: messenger RNA, 2434 nt
Organism: Zeugodacus cucurbitae (melon fly)
Lineage: Eukaryota; Metazoa; Arthropoda; Insecta; Diptera; Tephritidae
Product: arylphorin subunit C223
Exons: 2
Coding region: 39-2354 (771 amino acids)
Source: RefSeq, a predicted model, not a curated record